Molecule: messenger RNA, 3184 nt
Organism: Hemicordylus capensis (graceful crag lizard)
Lineage: Eukaryota; Metazoa; Chordata; Lepidosauria; Squamata; Cordylidae
Gene: CATSPERQ
Product: transmembrane protein 249
Exons: 5
Coding region: 335-1027 (230 amino acids)
Source: RefSeq, a predicted model, not a curated record
AGGAAGCCGGAGGCGCUCCGUCGACCUCACCCAGGGGGGGUCCGAGCAGAGGCCGAGUGGUCGGGGGGGGGGCUGCCCCUCCUGGCCGUCUCCACCGCGCAUGCCCCCAUAGGCUUGCCUUCCGGAGCUGCAUCUCCCCGCACGCAGGGCUGCGGCCCAUCACCCUCCCCGGGGGGGGACGACUUCCUGGCACAGCUCUGCCCCCCCCCCGCCCGCCCGGAGACUGCUGCUGCUGCUGCCGGACCUCCUUUCUCCUCAUGGCCCGCAGCUCUCCCCCCUCCAGCCAUUCCCUUUUGGGACCGAGAAAGAGGAGCCGCCGCCCGUCUCGGCCAUCAUGAUGCAGUGGUUCCGGGGCCGGGGCGCGCCGCUGGUGCUCUGGCAGUGCAGCUUCUGGAAUGUGGAGAAGACCCUGAGCAACAAGUUCCAGCAGAACAAGCACUUCCCCUUCCAGGUGCAGCAGCCCAACGUGUUUGUGAUGGAGUAUUAUAAGGAGAGUCUGUGGAAGGGGCUGCUGGUGUUUCUGGUGUUUCUGGCCUUGACCAUCGCCUACUUCUACACCGCAAGCGAGCAGAGGACCCAAGACCUCUCUGCUGGGCUCUUCUUUGGCAUGUUGAUGGGAGUGUGGCUGAUCCUCAGCAGCAUGAACAAGCGCAGGCUGAUCAUCAACCACGUCAAGGGGGUCUACCAGUUCUACAUCAAGGGCCGCCUCUGGCACGAGAGUCCUUUGCACCAGAUCUACGUGCGCCUGAUGCCCCAGAGUGACGCCCACGGGAAGCUUUUCUUCAGCCUCAUCAUCAACGGAUACCACCUGGAGAUGCUCACCUUGGCUGACCUUUCGAACAAGUAUCAGGAGAUGGAUGUCAUGGGACGCCGCCUUGCCCGUAACCUGAACCUCAACUACUUUGACUACAAGGACAUCUCCACCCGCCACGUCAUCCGGCACAAGCCCACCGCCCCGCUGGACCCCCAAGACCCCCGGUACAGGAGCCCGGAAGAAGGGCAGUGGGAAGAAAACACAAUUGUGUGAAGGUGGGGGCUGGGGGGGGCAGCCUGGCAAGUAAAGCUGAGGCAGGGCAAGUGCUGCCUCCGUCCUGGGGGGUCCGUUGUGUCUACUGUGUGCUUUGUUGGGGGUCCUCCAAGUGGUGGUGCCUGUUUUUUCUCCGUCGAUGUUUUGCGACCCAGCCAGCGGGUCCAAAGAGAGGUCCCGGCGGGGGAGUCCUGGGAGGGGACGGGACCCCUGCGGCUUCCAGGUGGGCCCUGCCUGGGGUUAGAAUCUGCUUCUGACUGACCCCCCCCACUAAUUAACCCAGGGGGUCACAAGAGUGGGUCCCCAGAUGUUGCUGGAUGGCCUUUGGCCAUUGUGCCUGUUGGGGAUGAUGGGAGUGGUAGUCCAACAACACCUUGAGAACAACCCUCCACAUUGAUUCACCUAAGCAGGGAGUUCUCCACUGCACAAGCCUCGGGAUUCGGGAAGGGGCUCCUUGCGCCCAGUGUGGCCUCUGCCCAAACUCUGCCCCGCCCCCUUGCAAUUGCAUGAGUGAGGCUGUGAGGGUUCAGCUGGGUGUCCCUCCUCCUCCCCCCCACCCAGUGCCCAGGCAGUCCUCCCUGGACCCUACAGCAUCCAGAAGGGGAGGGAGCGGCUGGUUCCGGGAGGGGUGGGGCAGCAGGCAGCUCUGCUGCUGGGAUCUGACUGCGCUCUCCAGGAGGAAGAGGAAGAAGAAGCAGUGUGGAGUGGCCACCGGUGGAGUCCAGGCUUCUUUGGGGGCGCUGCAGCUGCAAGCUCAUUUCAGCAGAGGGAAAGGCUCUUUCCAGUGGGCCUCCCCCACCGGGCCUCCCCAGAGGCUGUCCCAGCUACAACUCCCAGGGCCCUUGUGCCUGCUGCUGAGGGGGGUGAUGGGAGCUGGAGUCUGCAAACAUCAGUGCUGCUGGGACCCCCGGCUGGGAAGCCACCUCUGCAGGACUGCCCCCGGCAUGCAGGUGUGGCUGGCUGGGGGGAGGCAGACAGAGGCUCUCUGGGCUGGGGGGGGGCAGCUUGGGUUGCCUCUGGUCCCGAGUGGGCUUCAUGCUCACUUCUGCUGAGCCACUCCCCUUGGAUGGACUGAGCCCAGGAUGAGGCAGCCAUCCCAGGGGCUGCCUUGGGGCCCCAUUCAUUCAGGCAUUCUUUCAUGUACAGCCUGCCAUGUAUAUCUCUAGGCGAAACUCUGGGAGAGGCCAUCCGUGGGGGUGGACAGCAGUGCCAUCAGUAUGCUAAUGACACCCAGCCCUGCCUGUCCUUUAAGUCAGCAGACACCAGGGAGGCAGUGGAUGCUCUGAACUGGGGCUUGGAGGCUGUUACAUAAGAACAGCCCUGCUGGGUCAGGCCCAAGGAGGCCCAUCUAGUCCAGCAUCCUGUUUCGCACAGUGGCCCACCAGAUGCCACCGGAAGGAGUUGAGGGCAUGCCUUCUCUCCUGCUGUUACUCCCUUGCAACUGGUACUCAGAGGCAUCCUGCUUUUGAGGCUGGAGGUGGCCGAUAUAGCCCUCCGACUAGUAGACAUUGAUAGACCUCUCCUCCAUGAAGUUAUCCAAGCCCCUCCUAAAGCCAUCCAGGUUGUUGGCUGUCACCACAUCUUGUGGCAGAGAAUUCCACAAGUUGAUUAUGCGUUGUGUGAAAAAGUACUUCCGUUUGUCGGUCCUAGAUUUCCUGGCAAUCAAUUUCAUGGGAUGACCCCUGGUUCUAGUGUUAUGUGAGGGGGAGAAGAAUGUCUCUCUACUUUCUCUACUCCAUGCAUGAUUUUAUAGACCUCUAUCAUGUCUCCCCACAGUCGUCUCUUUUCUAAACUAAAUAGCCCCAGGUGUUGUAGCCUUGCCUCAUAAGAAAGGUGCUCUAGGCCCCUGAUCAUCUUGGUUGCCCUCUUCUGUACUUUCUCCAGUUUAACAAUGUCCUUUUUUAGAUAUGGUGACCAGAAUUGUACGCAGUCCUCCAGGUGUGGCCGCACCAUAAUUUUGUAUAAGAGCAUUAUAAUAUUAGCCGUUUUAUUUUCAAUCCCCUUCCUACUUGCAGGAUUUGGACCUGACCUCAGUCACUCAUGCUUUGGUAACAUCCAGAUUGGACUACUGCAAUGCGCUCUAUGUGGGGCUGCCCUUGAAUGCGGUUUGGAAGCAUCAGCUGGUUCAGAAUGCUGCUGCAAGGAUGCUUGUGGGAG